GGUUGUCACAUUUAAAAUGAAGAAAGACCUUUCAUUGAGUGGUAGUCGCAGUGUUCAUUUGAGACGCUCCGCUUCGCAUCUCACAAAGAUAAGGUUUAUCCUGUAACAAUGAGGGCACUGAUAUUUUCGUCAUGCAUCAUCCUGAUCAUCGCCAAUUCCUUGGCAGAGGCUGCUGUUGCAUCAAUACCUCAGAGGGAACUAACGCCUAAUGACGUUGAAGAUCCAAACAUGCAUUUAUUUGAAAAAGGACCGUUUGAUGGAGGAAAUGGCUUGCGUGGGCCAAGAAAAGGAAGAAGAGAUAUCGACGUCAUACCACAGAGUGAACUGAAGACUCGCGACGUAACAGUUCCAGUCGCGCAGAAAUACAGAACAAGAGAGCUGCCUGGUGGUGGAACUGGGAGAGGACCAAGAAAAGGAGACAUGUGGUCAGAGAUUGAUCAGGAGGCGAAGACAGCAGUCGAGAGAGCUCUUCAUGAUAAUAUUCCCUAUAGUGAUCGUGAUACCAAAACUAUUUGGGAAGAGGUUAUUGAUCGCGUGAUGCCUUGAACAUGUGAGAUGUGUAGACAGUGGCCAAACAAAGGAAGAAAGUUGAGGAAACAUGUUGCUGCAUUACUUAGAUAGAAUACAAGUACUUAUAUAUUCCAUUUUCAGAAGUUUCAUGUGCAUUGAUCAAUCGACUAAUUGCAUUGUAUACGUCCUUUGCAAAAUAAACUUUAUUCACAAAUUUAUC
Molecule: messenger RNA, 730 nt
Organism: Pocillopora verrucosa
Lineage: Eukaryota; Metazoa; Cnidaria; Anthozoa; Scleractinia; Pocilloporidae
Source: RefSeq, a predicted model, not a curated record